AUGGACUGGGAACGCAGUAGAAGGUUCGAAGAUCAUCGUGGUAGGGAGAGCUAUCGACCGCCAGCUCCUCGAGGCUACAGUCGUCACACAUCCCCAACACGAACUCGUUCACCUCGGCUUGUCGCUGAUACAUGGGUGCCCUCCUCUAGUCGACACUACGGUCGUUUAAGAAGCCGUUCACCAUUGCCUUUUAGACGUCAUUCUCGAAGUCCCCCUUACCGGCACAGAGACUCUGAUCCUGGACUAUUUGCAAACAGUGCUCCAAGGAGAUUCUCGCCUAGACGAGAUGCACACCUCCGAUCGCCUCAAAUUGGGUGGCGACCGCGUUCACCGUAUGAUGACCGUCCUCGUGAUAGCUCUCGCGGUCGAUCUACCCCUAGACGGCGAGACCAAAGCCCUCCUAGGCAAAACUUUACAUACCCGAAACGAGAGCGCUACCCACCGACUGUCGAUCGCUACAAAAAAUCUGCGUCUCCUCUGAGGCGGGGUCCAGGUCGUGCCAGUGAUAUCACUCCCCUGACGACAAGUCAUCGUCGACGGAGUUCUUCACAGGAUUUCCGGGAUCGUCGUCCAGAUAACAAUACAAGCCAGGCGCGGCCUUCGCCUUCGACUAGGGCUGCUUCAACUAUCCACAAUUCAACCUCUAGCUCUCGUUCGGACUCAAGGCGUUCAUCCCCUGUAAAUGACAGGACCAGGACGACGGUGCGCGAAUCGAGAAGCGGGUCACCAGUCACUCGAGACUUUCCGCAGCGCCGCCUGUCCGUAUCUUCUGGUCAUUCCUCAUCUCGCCAAGCUGAAACAAUCUCAAAUGAACACAAAAGUCAAGAAGAUGCAACAGAUAUGCCACCAACUUCGGUGCAAAUCGCUGCAUUGUCUAAUGAUCGUGGUGUCUCGGACUCCAUGUUGGGCCGUCCAGAGAAUAACCCGGAGUCUGCGGAUGCAAUUUCCAGCGCUACUCCUCAAAGUGGACCGAGGGCCUUCUCUACAUCGUAUGGCCAGACUGUAACGCCCAAUAUAUCUGCAGGGCCCAAGCCGUCAUUCAACACUCGGGGCUCCAUGGUAUCUCUACUUUCUGCCCCGACUCGCCCUCGCGGAAAUGUGAAUCCGAAGGAUUUUGCUCGUUCUACUCGUCGUGGACACGUGUCAAUCUCGCAAGCAACUCCUCCCACAGGGCUGCGCCAUGGUCACAUCCCGACUGGACCCAGUGUUGACUCUGAUCGGCAGCAUAUCUAUCGGCAAAACAGCUUAUCUGGGACGUCUUAUCCUCGCCAAAGGCCCACCAAUUACCUUGCCGGCCUCAGUACAAUUGUUCCAGGAGGCAGACUUCUGGCGUACGACAUAGAUACUACUGUGGAAAAGCGGCUUGCCCAGUUAGAGAUGGACAAAGAGCGGUUAUUUGAACAAAUUGCAGAUAGCCAAAGGCUGAAGCACCUUGUCAUUAGAGACUGGGAGAGGCUAGAUAGAGAGAGCUCUAUCUGUGCAUUGAAGAAUUUAUUCUGGACUUUCACCGACUCCUUAUACAACACCACCUUUAAAGUCCUGUUCAUCUGCUCGUCGGCUUACAUUAUCUACCUAAUGCUCAACGAUUACAAACCUACCCGGGAUCCCAAUUUGGACACAUUUAAAGUCCAAUACCUUCUAGGGAUCAGUGCUGUCUUGGCCGUCCUAUUCCCACAUGAUUACAGCAUUUCGGAGAUACUCUGGACCUUUUCCAUAUGGCUUGAAUCCGUCGCUAUCCUUCCACAGCUUUUUAUGCUCCAGCGCACCGGAGAAGCAGAUACCAUCACCACACAUUACCUCUUUGCCCUGGGACUCUACCGCGCUCUCUAUAUACCUAAUUGGAUUUACCGUUACUUCGCAGAGAACCGCUUCCAGCCGAUACCCGUCGUGGCAGGUGUAGUCCAAACACUCCUGUAUUCGGACUUUUUCUACAUCUAUUACACGAAGGUAAUGAAAGGGAAAAAAUUCUCCCUCCCGGUCUAA
Aspergillus viridinutans is the source of this 1983-nucleotide messenger RNA. RefSeq lists its product as uncharacterized. Gene Ontology annotation, biological process: endoplasmic reticulum to Golgi vesicle-mediated transport; protein retention in ER lumen. Gene Ontology annotation, molecular function: ER lumen protein retrieval receptor activity. Gene Ontology annotation, cellular component: endoplasmic reticulum; membrane; cis-Golgi network. Bases 1 to 1983 code for a protein of 660 amino acids. Lineage: Eukaryota; Fungi; Ascomycota; Eurotiomycetes; Eurotiales; Aspergillaceae. The transcript has 5 exons. The record is from RefSeq and is a predicted model, not a curated record.